AUGCCAUCAGAUCUUGAUAAACAUAUCGAAUAAUUAAAGAGGUGCGAGUGCAUCAAGGAGUCAGAAGUAAGAGAACUUUGUAACAAGGCCAGAGAUAUUCUCAUGGAGGAGUCUAAUAUUUAGAACAUAUUCUCUCCAAUCACAAUCUGUGGAGAUAUUCAUGGGCAAUUUUAUGAUAUGAUGGAAUUAUUCAAAGUAGGAGGAGAUUGCCCUAAGACCAACUAUCUCUUUAUGGGUGAUUUUGUUGAUCGUGGCUUUUACUCUGUCAGAUACCCAGACAGAAUUUCUCUUAUAAGAGGUAACCAUGAAAGUAGAUAGAUAACCUAGGUUUAUGGGUUCUAUGAUGAAUGCCUGAGGAAAUACGGCUCAGUCAAUGUCUGGCGUUACUGCACCGAGAUCUUUGAUUACUUACCUCUAGCAGCAAUAAUAGAUGAGAAAAUAUUCUGUGUGCAUGGAGGACUCUCCCCAUCAAUCUAGACUCUUGAUGAAAUUAAGGUAAUUGACAGAAAAUAAGAAGUUCCUCACGAUGGAGCAAUGUGCGACCUCAUGUGGUCUGAUCCAGAUGACAUUAGUGGCUGGAGUAUGAGUCCAAGAGGUGCAGGAUUUUUAUUCGGAGGAGACAUCGUGGAAUAAUUUAAUAGAACAAAUAAUGUUGAACUGAUUGCAAGGGCUCAUUAGCUAGUAAUGGAGGGAUAUAAAGAAAUGUUUGAUAAAACGCUUGUCACAGUAUGGUCAGCUCCAAACUACUGCUACAGAUGCGGAAAUGUAGCUGCAAUCUUAGAAUUCGAUGAAAAUCUUAAUAAAAACUAUAAAAUUUUCGAAGCUGCACCACAGGAAGCUAGAGGAUGUGAGAAAUAAAUGUUUAUUGCAAAAAAUGAGAUUGAUGCUAGAUAGAUAAAUGACUCAGUUGAUCUUCUCAUGCAAAAAUCUAUUGUCUCAGAUUUAGAUGGAAUCUUUAUUCAGAUGGACUCUAAAGGAUAUUUCAACAAAGGGUAAAUCCAUAUUAAGGCUACGUUGGAAUCCGAUUCAUUCAAAAGUGUCCUACUUGAAAUAUCUGAGAGGGAUACAAUUGCAAUCUUGAAAAAGAAGAUAGGCGAAAUUAUGGAGUCUAAUUUUGAUCUUUACAGAAAUUUAAAUGGUCUUUUAGCAACGAAAAUAGUCAAGAAAUCUAAUAAUACGUUACUUUUAGAUGAAGAGGUUGUUGAGUCAGUUCUAGAGGAUGGUGAGGAAGUCUUUUUCGAACUCCAAAGUAAAGAUCUCUGGCUGAAAGUCGUAUUUAAUAUGCUCAACUAGCAAGAUCUGAUAAUCUAUGGAUCUACUGAAUUUAGACUAGAAAAGACAGAGACACUUGUCAAUCUUAAGAAAAAACUCCAGAAAUUCAGCAUUAAUCUGUGGUCUAAAAUGCUCAAAGGAGAUGGUAGUUUGUAUGUUAUUGAUUCAUUCGACUUGAAAGCGGGAGAAGAUGACAUUGCCAAUCAUUAAAAGCUGAAUCAAGAAAUCAUCUAAGCUUAAGUCAAUCAUGCAAUAUCAUAAGGACCAAAGGAUAAUUAAAAGUCUCAUGAUAGAAAGUAAGAAGGAAGUCCCUAACCUAAAAGAAGGAGACUGCUUGAUUUAAGAGCUUUGAGUAAAUAAUAAGAUUGCUAAAUUGGAGAGCUGUUCGGAUAUAAGAGCCGUUUAUUUAUGAAACUUACAUUUAAACCUAUCUUUAAAAGCUACUAUCACAGGAAAAUACCACUUAUAGCGAAUACCAAUGUUUCAGAAGAUUCUAUAAACAGCGAUUUUUAGCCUUUAAAAAUGAAAUCUUCACAUAACACGAUGAGAGCAUAAAAUCAGAGAUCAAGCAUGACGUACCUAUUGCCCAAUAACAAUAACUUAAUGGUCCCUACAACAAAAACAUCAAAUAGAUUGUCAGGUGCCAAAAAGGAAUAAUAAAAUAACAGUGGGGGUAUAAUCUAACUUACCCAUCUCAAAUCAGUAAGCAUCAUUGCUCCCUAGUAAUCGAAAAGCAGAGCUUAGUCAGACAAUAACUAAUCAUAGUAUGCUGGGAACCCAAUAGAGUAUGCACUGAUAAAUCAUGUCACUUAUGGAAUUGUAUUUGUUAAUUCAAAACACUACCUCAAGGACCUAGUAGAACUUAUAGAAAAUAUUAGAAGUAAAAAUCCUCCACUUAGAAGAGCACCUACUCUAAUAAAUAUUAUGGAAUAAGGAAUAGAAUAGAGGAGGAUGCUUGGAACGAUGAAAUUAGAGGCACAACCUUCUAAAUUCAAAAGAAUGAAUAGCAAGUCACCCCGAAUAUCGCUAGGAAAGUUUACUUUUGGUCAGGGCAAAAAGACUGCUAUCUUUAACAUUAUGAGGAAUUCAAGUAGUGGGCAUUAUUCAAAGACACCAAAGAUUUCGCGCUAGAAAAGAAAAUACUCGAGCGUGGAGUCCUCAGUCUCUUCAAACUCAGGAGAGGAAGAAGACGAUGACGACGAUGAUGACGAUGAUGAUGAUGAUGAUGAGCUUGAGAUUGAUGCAGACUUGGAAGAAGAUGGUUAGAACAUUUUCAAUGUAAAUAUGAGUCAAGAAUUCAUGAAGUUCAUGGAUGAUCCUAGUAUCAAAGAAGGUCAGUCAAAGCAAACUAUUUUGAAUACCAACAUUCACUUGGGAAUGAGUCUCAAGAUUCAGAGACACACAGAUCUAAUUAAUAUCAUCUCAGAAGAACAACAGCAAUUUGAUAAUGACUUUGAUAACUUCAAUGAGGACUUCAAAUCAAGCUAGCAUUUGCAGAGUGGUUUGCAGCUCAUUAGAGAUACUACUGAUAACAUUAAGCCAGAAGAAUUAAUCAAGAAUUUUGUGAUUACAUGGGAAGAGGCUUAUCAGUUGAAAGUGCCUCGAAUUAGGAAAACUAAUGUGAAGUCAAACAUUAAGGAUCUAGUUGACGAUCAUGUCUAGGAUAAUGACCCUGAGUUAGGCAACUUCAAUGAAAUGUCUUACAUCUUCGAAGAUGAUUUCAACAAUCCUUAGAAGUUCGAAAUUGAGCCCGAAUAUGUCUAAAAAGUUUAAAGAAGAAAGAGAAAAAUCCUGUUCUGCUUAUCUUUGACUUCGUUGAUAAUAAUGCUGAUAGUUGCUAUUAUUCUAGUCAUAAUCUUUAUGAAUCCUUAUGGAAUAAGAGACAUGAUAGUUUAAUUUUUCGACUAUAUAAUCUUUGAAAUCCAUGAGUUCUUUAGAGAUAAGGACGAGCUCUAUGUUGAAGACUUUGAAGAUUAUGAAAACUAUACUACUAACGGCAACAGCACUAUGAUCUCUCAUGAAUUAGCUGAUUCGAUCGGCAAUUUUGUUUUACAGAUAUGA
This is a messenger RNA of Stylonychia lemnae, 3333 nucleotides long. The record is from the annotation of a GenBank genome assembly. NCBI's taxonomy places the organism in Eukaryota, Ciliophora, Spirotrichea, Sporadotrichida, Oxytrichidae.